CUCCGAGCUGCUAGCAUCAAUGUUAUUAUACGCUUGUAUAUAAAGGUUUGCUAUCGGCAAUUGUAUUGAUUCAGUUAUAUCACUACAUCAUACAAGUGUUGAUUUCAAUCUCAUCAUUAGGCCACUCAUAAAUAGCGGUUUACAUAUCAAUACAAUGGAGAAAAAAGCAAAGUUUUAUUUUGUCUCGGAGACUGGAGCUGAUUCAAAGAGCACUAUAAUUAAAGUCAAAAGAAUUCAAUUACUCGAUCAUGAGGAAAGUUUUUUGUUUCCAGAAAAUAAACAAACAAGUGCUCAACACGAACAGUUAUUUGAGGACAAAAUUGUUAAGAAUGUGUUCAAAAGUUUAAAGGUGCGCAACAAAUUUCGCAAUGUCAUCAUAACCUUAUCUGACGGACUAGAGAAGAUAUACUUGGACACAGAAGGCAAUGUAGUGUUGUACGACGAAUAUUUGGAAGAAGUAAACACAGCGCAAGAAUCAAGUGUAAACAGUGUGUCAACAGCAACAACAUCACUUGAAAGAAAACCGAGUUCUCUGGUAAAAGACAUAGUGAUUAAGAAAUUUAACGGAGAUAAUACCAAUGCGAAUGCUUGGAUUAAUUUAUUUAUUCAGGAAUGUAACAGAGUAGGGAUUUUACAAAAUAAAUACGCUGAAGUGUUAAGAUUGUUUUUAGAGAAAUCAGCUUUAGAUUGGUAUAAUGUAUUUAUAAAUGAGAUCUCUAUGUUGAAUUGGGAGGCAUGGAAUAAUGCCUUUAUCGACACCUUCGCUGCACAAUCCUGGAUAGAUAUAGAAUAUGCUUAUAAUUAUAAGUUCUACAAUGGCUCGUUAUUAGAUUUAGCGUUAAAGAAAAGAAGAUUGUUAGAAAUGGAUGAUAGUUUGUCUACUAACACACAAAUAAACAUGAUAGUGAUUAGCUUACCAAAAUUUAUCCAAAAUAAGUUAGAAAAUCCAUUACAAGUAUAGAAAAUUUAAUAAACAUUUUUUAAUUUUAAUAAUAAAUUUAAUAAAAAUUUAAUCACUCAUAAAUAGCGGUUUACAUAUAUAUAUGUGCGUGCGCGCGCGUGUGUGUAUAGUUAAAAUAAUAAGAAUUUUUAGUAUAGUUUUUAUGGAUCCCUUUGAGAAUAUGUAAUACCGUACAUGUUAGAACCAUCUUAACUAAUGGAAAAAUAAGAAAACUAUGAGAUUAUCUUUUCAAAGUAAUAUUGCUUUUAUCGUAUAUAUUUUUGUUUUGGAAAAAGAUGCUUAUCAAAUUUAUUGGUAAGUAAUACUAACGUUUUUCAAAUGAUGGAAAUAUGUUAUGGACUAUAGCAACAAUUCUUUUCAUAACGUGGAUUGAACGAAUUCUUACAUUAUGAAUCCUAGGCAUUUUAUGAGAUUAAAAUUAAUAGCCUUAGUUUGAAAGUGAAAAAGCAGCCGAUCAACAUUCCCUCUCACAUGGUAAAAAGCGAUGUAGCUUAGAUUAGUAUGAGAAGGGCUAACGAGUGGCUGGUUUCCGUCGACGAUUAAAACUUUUUAAGUGGCCACUUGCUCAGAACAACGAACGAAAACCUAUCUCUUCACGAGUUGCUGUGCUUUGUUUGAAUGUUCGUGAACGAGUUUUAGAAGCUUGAGCUGCUUGAGAGUGUUUCAAAUACUUUGUUUGUAGAGGAUUAAGUAAGGUAAUGAUUAAAAAUUUGACAAUCUUUUUAAAUUAUAAUAUUAAUUUUUUCGACACAUAAAUAA
This is a messenger RNA of Phymastichus coffea, 1720 nucleotides long. RefSeq lists its product as uncharacterized. The coding region runs from base 155 to 961 and encodes 268 amino acids. The transcript is spliced from 2 exons. The record is from RefSeq and is a predicted model, not a curated record. NCBI's taxonomy places the organism in Eukaryota, Metazoa, Arthropoda, Insecta, Hymenoptera, Eulophidae.